This is a messenger RNA of Trichechus manatus latirostris (Florida manatee), 4631 nucleotides long. It is a transcript of the gene NAA50, whose product is annotated as N-alpha-acetyltransferase 50, NatE catalytic subunit. Gene Ontology annotation, biological process: mitotic sister chromatid cohesion. Lineage: Eukaryota; Metazoa; Chordata; Mammalia; Sirenia; Trichechidae. The record is from RefSeq and is a predicted model, not a curated record. Gene Ontology annotation, molecular function: N-acetyltransferase activity. Bases 252 to 761 code for a protein of 169 amino acids. Gene Ontology annotation, cellular component: NatA complex. The transcript has 5 exons.
GCGGCGGGUCUGGCUGGCGGCUGCGGGCGGGAGCGUAUCGCUCAGUGUGCACGUGUGGAGAAACAGCGGCCCCGGCAGACACACGGCUGUGCUCGCCUCUCGCGGCCUCCGUCACCCGCUCAGUUCUCUGCCUUAGGCGAGGAGGCCGGCUGGUGGGCUUGAGUGGCCGAGUUGAGGGCGCGGAGAGCUGCGGGCGGCGGCGACGGCGGCGUUGAUAUUGGUGGUAACGACGGCCUCAGCAGGCGGGGAAGAUGAAAGGUAGCCGGAUCGAGCUGGGAGAUGUGACACCACACAAUAUUAAGCAGUUGAAGAGAUUAAACCAGGUCAUCUUUCCAGUCAGCUACAAUGACAAGUUCUACAAGGAUGUGCUGGAGGUUGGCGAGCUAGCAAAACUUGCAUAUUUCAAUGAUAUUGCAGUAGGUGCAGUAUGCUGUCGGGUGGAUCAUUCACAGAAUCAGAAGAGACUUUACAUCAUGACACUAGGAUGUCUGGCACCUUACCGAAGGCUAGGAAUAGGAACUAAAAUGUUAAAUCAUGUCUUAAACAUCUGUGAAAAAGAUGGCACUUUUGACAACAUAUAUCUGCAUGUCCAGAUCAGCAAUGAGUCAGCAAUCGACUUCUACAGGAAGUUUGGCUUUGAGAUUAUUGAGACAAAGAAGAACUACUAUAAGAGGAUAGAGCCCGCAGAUGCACAUGUGCUGCAGAAAAACCUCAAAGUCCCCUCUGGCCAGAAUGCAGAUGUGCAAAAGAUAGACAACUGAACAAAUUACAAAUGAACUUUCUUGCACUUGCUUGUCGCCAAAUAAAAGAGGCCCAUUGAUUUCCCCCUCUUUCUUUUAAAGCUUUCCCCUCCUCCUCAUCCUUGUUUCUCUUUCUUUCUUCCCCUUCCCUCUAAAAGUUUUAAUACUUUCAAGGACUUUAGAAAUCAUGUUUGGAUUGUUUUAGUUUUCUGAUUUUUGUGAGAUGGUUUGAUUGAAGGAAGGAAAAGGUAUAGAUCUGUUUAGUUUCACAGUUCAGAUAUAUGGUCCCAAAAUUUUGGGUGUUAAAUAAUUUUAGAUUUUUUAGCUGAUUUUUUUAAUGUCCUGCUUUCACAUUGAAAGGCAGAGCCUACAAAAUAUUGUAUAUUUCAAAAGACAAGAAGCAGCAGCAGCAGCAAUAUCUUGUUUUCUAAUUCAUAGACAAGUUUAGUGUGUUUGUGGUACUUUGGGUUUUUAAAGACUUUGUGGGAUACUAAUCCCUAGACAUUGCCUUCACUCCACCUUUAGUCCUUCUGAGCACUGUCUCUGGAAUUGGACCAUUGUUAUCCUUGUAAGAAAUACUAAGCUUAUUUUGUUUUUUUUGAGCAAUUAUUUCCUUUCUUCCUGUUGCUGGUUGAGGGUGGGUGGGGCAGUUUGGGUAGGUAGUGUUCUAUAUUUUGGUCUCAGUGUUUGAGUUAAAUUGCUUUUUGCUAAUGAGUGGGCUGGUUGUUAGCAGGUUCGUUUUUCCUGCUACUGGUUGUUAGUAGUGGCAUUAACUUUUAGAGUGUGGGCUGAUGAGAUUACUUUUUUUUUCCCAAAUGUCCCAGCUAGAGAUAAGGGCCUUUAACUGGCCUAAAGAGGUUUGUUGUGAUUUACUUUUUUCUCUGGUCCUUUUUCUUCAUUAAACCAAACAAUAGUUUGUCUAACUUUAAAAAUGGAGUUGAUGUUCCAUAAGUCAAUACCCUUAAGUAAACCUGAAGCAGGUGUUUUCUCCUGAACAUAUUAAAAAGUUCCUAAAAGGAAACUUUGAUGGACUUGUGGCACAAUAAAUGCAUUUAAUGUCAGCUAGUGCAGACUGCUAACUAAACCUGUGGCCACUAAGUGUUUGAUUAUAUAGGAAAGACUAUCUAGACAGUAUUUUUCGAAAUAACAUAGCUGUGCUAUUGCUUAUCUGUUGGAGAACAUCCCAGAUUUGCUUAACACUCUGUGCCUACAAUGUUGAGUUUAAGGAUUUGGAGAAGGGUGGGAUUGUUAAACAUAAUGCUUGUAGGAAAAGUAGUUUAGAAGUGUUGAUGCAAAUGUCACUGUGACCUGCUCCACUGACCAGACUGGUUUAUGCCAGAUUAUUUUCUGGUAUACAGGAAAUGGCUUUGACGGGUUGAUAACUUACUGUAACAUGGGAGACAUCUGAAAUUGUCAUAAUCCAGUCUCCAAUGUUUUAAAUUUUUUACAUUGCCAAUACUGAUAGCCCAACAAAUGUUCUCAUUAGACUUUAAAACAGCACAUAGGGCUUGAAUUUUCUGUCAUUUGACUUUAAAAGGAAGAGUGAUUCAUAAUGUUUAUCCUCUUAUAUAAAAUUCUGGUAUAAAAGCCUCAUCUCUUCAAACAUUAAAUGACAAAAAGAUUUUACAGAAUGUUUAUGCACAAUUUUAUAAUCCUAAGUUCUAAGAAUGUGAAAGUACAAUAGACUUCAACAGUCUUAUUGAGUGCCAAGAAUAAUACAGAAAAGGAAGAUAGUUGAUGAAUGAGUAUAUAUGGGUGUAAUCUUAAGAUAGUAAAAAUGUAGAAAGACCACACUGGUUUCUUGAGUAUUGGUUUCUUAAGCAGUCCAAAUCUUAGGAGGAAGGUUUAGCAUUAAGCACCUUUAACCUUCAUGGGUAACCUGCUUGCUCUUGCUGAGAGAAGAGUGCUUGAGUUACAGAAAGCAUAAUUAGUUUUGGAGAACUCAGCCUUUUUCUAAACUUCCAGGUAUCAAAAUAGAUUUUGAUGUGUAAAUUGAGUUUUCUGAGAUGACACUGCCUCUAUUUCUAUAACCAUUUUACCUGGACUAUCUAAUCAGUCCUAUGAAUGUAGCCCUAAAUGUGGUUAUUGGAAACAGAAUAGCUGCCUUAUGACAAUUAAGUACAUGUUAUUUAAGGAGGGAAAAAAAUUAAAUUUUGAAAUGAGUGUGUAGGCUCCUUAUCAUUAUAGAAUUUUUUUCCACACUAGUCAGUGGCUUAACCUAAGUUGUAAAUGUAAAUUCUGCUACAUCAAACUUGUAUUAAAUAAUUCUAUCCACUUAUGGAGGAGGAGGGAGAUAUGGAGGAGGUAGAAGCUGGGCCCUAGUUCAUAUGCCUGUGAGUCAGUAAAUACUGAAAUAGUGUCCAUGUUGAGUUAUUUUGAUAUAUGAUAAAAAUUAUCUUCUUUGAGGUAAAACAAUAAUUGUAUUAAGUGUAAAAACACAGAAUAUGCCCAUCAUAUUUUUCAGGACAUAUAGUUUUUACUGUGGGGUGACUAGGUAAAAAUUACACUGUGUGGUAUUGCAUUUAGGUUCUAGAGAAAAGAAUCUGCAGAGAAAUCUAUGCAAUAUAUAAUUUGUUCAGAUUAGUUUUCAUUUGGGGAAGGAAGUUGUGAAAUAUCUCCAGGGCAGUUUACUCAUCAAUUGAAAGUCCUCCAAAAAACAGAACUAUUGGGAAACCAUGGUGUGUGGUGGUGGAAAAGAAAAGCUCCCUCAGUUUUUUGGAGGGAAUAACUUCAAAAAUACUUAAAUGGCUAAGUUUACUUGAUGCAGUUAAGAAUUAAACUUGUCAAUUUUAACAUUGCUGUUAUAUCUGAAAUAAACUUACGUGAUGUUCUGGUAGUGAUCUGUGAUGUCUGGUAAAUGUCAAAGAACACAGUGCAUUGUGUUGACUUCUGUAUUUCGGGUCAGCUAUACAUAGUCAUUAUCACUCAUAAUGUUUUAUUUACUUUUAUAUUUCUUUAAGAUCUAACUCAAAAUUCAUUAAAAUAGGCCAACUGGAAUCAAGACUUCCUAAUUCAGACCUUUUGAAACUCGGUAGAUACGCUACCCAAUUUUUCAGGUCAUUUUUCUGAAGGGAAGAAGAUGACUCCAUGUCUGCUGGUUUUCAUAUCUAACCAAAACUUAUUUUUUAAAAAAUAACUACACUAUAAUUGUAUACUACAUAUUUGGUUUUAUGAGGCUUUUUUCUCACAAAUGCUGCGUAGUAAAACUUAAGUACAAAUGUUAACUACAUAUAUAAUCUAAAUUUCCUCUAAAAUUUUUAAUACUCUUUGAUCUUGAUACUCUCACAUACAAAAUAGAGAAUAUAAUAAAUAGCACCUACCUCAGAUUUGUCAAGAUUAAAUGAGGUAGUUUGCAUAUAAAAUUCUGAAACGCAGAAGAUGGCACUAGUAAGUACCCUAAAAGUUAGCUUUUAAUACCUUUAAUACAGUCCCAAUAAGAGAGAAGAAAACAAGAUCCAAAGAGCUACCCUAAUGCUGUAUUUUGUAUAUCAGUGUUAAAAUCACCUAACAGGCCAUGAUUAGUAGUGUGCUUUGGCGAUAGAUAAUGUAUAUUCAAAUUUUUCUUUUUGUUAGUCAUGAAGGAGGAGUUCCAUAGAUAAGUGAGUUUGGAAUGUUUCUGAGUUUUUCCUGAAUAUCAAACAAACAUGAAUUUAAUUUUUUGUCCUUAACAAAAUAUCUAUUAGUCAAAACUGUUAGAAUUCUGUGUAUUCCACUCAAGAAAUAAUGGGUAGUCUUCGCCUAACAUUUAAAACAAAGGGCCUAGCUUGGGAACAUUCAAGAUUUGAAGUAAUCUGGAUUAAAAAUUGAGAGUGUGUGUCUUAGCCUGGGUUCUAUAGAGAAGCAAAACCAGUUAAGUGUAUGUAUAUAUGUAGAGAGAGAUUUAUAUCAAGG